CCUGUUUUCAAAUGAUUUUUCUUGUCUCAAGUGUUGUUAUCUUUGAGAUUCUUAUUGAUUAAACCAAACAAAGGUCGAAAUCGGGUCUCGGCGUGAAGGCAUAGUUAGCAUUGAGAGCGACGUCUAUCGCAUUGAGUGCAGUGUUUGAGUGUUGGAGUGAAUCGUCAGACAUAACGUCAGUCUAUAGCGAUAGAGUGACUGAGAGAUCGUCCAAAAGAUGCGAAACCAAAAUAUGGCUGAAUCUAAAGCCUCCGGUUUUUCACGGGUUGUUCAGAAACACUCUCUGAGGGCCAAAGAAAGGUUAUUACAAAACUUCGGCAAAGCGGACAAAACUACAGAUGAGUUGUUUGAAGUCUAUCAAAACAAUUUCAAUAAACAGCAAAAAACUGCCGAUCGGCUCCAGAAGGAGCUCAAGAACUACUAUAAUUGCUGUCGAGAGAUGCAAACGGCGUCCAAAUCGCUGAUGGAAUGCGUACAAGAGAUCUAUGAACAGGAGUGGCCCGGACACGACCAGAUCCACGUCAAGGCACAGACACUGGAACUCUUAUGGGGAGACCUGUGCCACAAAAUCAAUGAUCAGUGCACUAUACCCUUAAGCACUUAUUUGAGUCAAUUCUCCGAGAUUCGGAACAAAAUUGCCAAAAGGGGUCGAAAACUGGUCGACUAUGACGGCUGUCGCCAUACGUUAGAAGCUGUGGAGACGGCCUCUAAGAAACGGGACGACAUUAAGGUGGCGAAGGCCAGGGAGCAGCUCGAAGAGGCCCGACGUCUCUACGAAGUGCUGAAUAAGGAGCUGCACGAGGAGUUGCCGGCCCUAUACGACAGCAGAAUACCAUUUCUGGUGUCAAACCUGCAGACGUUAUUCUCGGCUGAAAACACAUUUCACAGCGAAUAUUCCAAAGUGUCCGCUCAGUUCUGUGACUUAGUGGACCUGUUGGCCGCCGAAGCUGCCAAAGGUGCCUAUCAUAGCAAUGGCCGCCAUAUUAUCACGUCUUCGCCCAACACGACCCUUAAAAUCGAUGCAAACACUGUUAAACCUUAUGAAGACAUUGAAUCCUUUAACCCUUCGAAUCGCGACAUUAAAUCCAAUCAAGACUUACAAAGGAUUUCUGUUACAAAUGGAUUGUCCACUACUGCACACACCGGAGAUAACACUAUUCGCAUCGAAAACACAUCCAAUGAUACGAACGAAUCGCUCAAUAAAUUUGAAAAUAAUUCUGUUUCCAUCGAUUCGACUCAUAUCACAGAUUCUCAUAAACCGGAAGUAAUACAUGAAUUGAAUGAAAAAAAUAAAGCCGAAGAACUCUAUGAUAUUCCUAUCGGCGCCACGACUACUGAUUUGCCUCCAGGAGUCUUAUAUAAGGUUCGGUCGACAUUCAAAUACGCGGCCGUCGAUGAGGACGAGCUGUCUUUCGAAACGGGAGAAACAGUUCAUGUGAUUGAAUACGAAGAUCCAGAGGAACAGGAGGAGGGAUGGCUGAUGGGUAUUAGGGAACUGAAUGGCGAAAGGGGUCUCUUCCCGGCCAACUUCACGCGUCCUAUUUAGCACACAUUGAACGUCCGUUAAUAAUAGUAUUGUUCUCACAGUAUCUAUAGUUUAAUAUAAAUUAAAAAUCAUUAAUGCAAUGCAACUAAGAUUUAAGUCAAAACAAAAGGAUCGAGAGGUUCGAGCGCUGCAAUCAUUGAACAAAAGUGCAAAUACUAUAUUAUGUCUAAACAAACGUUUAUUUUUUGUUUUUUCUAUUUAAUUGUGCCAUUUCUUAGUUAAAUUACUUUAACACUACUUUAAAACACAAUUGAGCCGU
Messenger RNA from Oppiella nova, 1805 nucleotides. The record is from the annotation of a GenBank genome assembly. NCBI's taxonomy places the organism in Eukaryota, Metazoa, Arthropoda, Arachnida, Sarcoptiformes, Oppiidae.